AUGCUUUUUCUACAAAUUCUCGCCAUAACUUGUACCAUCAUCGGGCCAACCUUCUCGAUUCCCACCGAAACAUCGGCUGCAAAUUUCGCAAGCGAAGAAGCCAAUCUAGCAGCCUCGCGCGCCGAAAUUGAUCAUACGACUUUCCCGGAAAUCGCGCCCAACCGUGCAUCCACCAGUCAAGCAACCGUUCAUGAAGAGCUCGGCUUGCAAUCCUCUGACUCUGCAUCUGAAUCUGAUGGUAUCAUCGAGCAGGGUAAAGCAAAAGAAUUGAAAGUGCACCUGCCUGAAGAAGUUGAUGCGAUGAUCACGGCAGCCCUCAAACAUCAAAAGCACGCAUUGCGCAUGCAAUCCUAG
This is a messenger RNA of Puccinia triticina, 354 nucleotides long. RefSeq lists its product as uncharacterized. The transcript is spliced from 3 exons. NCBI's taxonomy places the organism in Eukaryota, Fungi, Basidiomycota, Pucciniomycetes, Pucciniales, Pucciniaceae. The record is from RefSeq and is a predicted model, not a curated record. Bases 1 to 354 code for a protein of 117 amino acids.